Molecule: messenger RNA, 1208 nt
Organism: Cynara cardunculus var. scolymus (artichoke)
Lineage: Eukaryota; Viridiplantae; Streptophyta; Magnoliopsida; Asterales; Asteraceae
Product: mitogen-activated protein kinase kinase 6-like
Exons: 8
Coding region: 62-1126 (354 amino acids)
Biological process (GO): protein phosphorylation
Cellular component (GO): cytoplasm
Molecular function (GO): ATP binding; protein serine/threonine kinase activity
Source: RefSeq, a predicted model, not a curated record
CUCUCUCCAUUUCACACACACACACAGAGUUGAGAGAAACCCUAAUCCUAGUUGCAACACAAUGAAGGGUAUGAAGCCAUUGAAGCAGCUCAAGCUCUCCGUUCCUGCUCAAAAUGCUCCAAUUACAAGCUUCUUGACAGCGAGUGGGACGUUUCAUGAUGGAGAUUUACUUCUAAAUAUGAAGGGAUUAAGACUCGAGUCUGAGGAUAAGGAAAAUCGUGCAUCUGAUGCUAAGGAGAUUGAUCUGCAAUUUUCAUUGGAAGACCUUGAAACCAUCAAAGUUAUUGGAAAAGGAAGUGGAGGUGUUGUUCAACUGGUUCGACAUAAAUGGAUUGGGACAUUGUUUGCUUUGAAGGUAAUCCAGAUGAACAUACAAGAGGAUAUACGUAAACAGAUUGUGCAGGAGCUCAAAAUCAAUCAAGCUUCUCAAUGCCCUCAUAUCGUUGUCUGUUAUCACUCUUUCUACCGCAAUGGAGCCAUCUCUCUUGUUUUUGAAUAUAUGGACCGUGGAUCUUUAACAGACGUGAUUAGACAACUCAAGACGAUUCUUGAACCAUAUCUUGCAGUUGUCUGCAAACAGGUAUUGCAGGGUCUUGUUUAUCUGCACCAUGAAAGACAUGUUAUUCACAGGGACAUUAAGCCAUCUAACCUACUUGUUAACCAAAAAGGGGAAGUAAAGAUCGCAGAUUUUGGUGUAAGUGCAAUGCUCGCAAGCUCCAUGGGUCAACGAGAUACAUUUGUUGGAACAUACAAUUACAUGUCGCCUGAAAGAAUCAGUGGGAAAACUUAUGAUUAUAAAAGUGACAUCUGGAGUUUGGGCCUGGUGAUCCUGGAGUGUGCUAUAGGACGAUUUCCCUUCAUACAAUCUGAAGAUCAGCAAGGUUGGCCAACUUUUUAUGAGCUCUUAGAAGCCAUUGUCUCAAAGCCACCACCAACCGCUCCACCGGAUCAAUUUUCCCCAGAGUUCUGCUCGUUUGUCUCUGCAUGCAUACAGAAAGACCCUAUAAAUAGAUCAUCGGCUUUAGAGCUUUUGAAUCACCCCUUCAUCAAGAAGUUCGAGGACAAGGAUAUUCAUCUUGCCAUUCUGGUCAGUUGCUUGGAACCCCCUUUAAGUUUUUCCAAAUAAAUUACACCAGUUUUAUCAUCUAUACCAUAAUAUUACACUCUUGUUUACUGUAUACACUCAUGCUCCCCGUAUAUUGUUAUCG